UCUCCGUCCCAAGCCAGCCCCCCAGCGCACAUGCCUUUUCUGGCCCUUGAAGGGGUUAAAGGCCUCCCGGAGUCAAAAACAAGCAGGUGUCCCACCGUGCCAGAUACGCUGCUGCGGAAACUGCUUCCAGCUUUCCCCCUUCUGCACUAAGUCUGCGCUCGGCCAGGGACAGAGGCGCCGCGGCCCGCCGGGGGUGACAGCGUCAGGUUAGCUGGCUCCCAGUCGGGUGGCGCGCCCAGGAUAUAAACCCGGGCUCGGCCCCCGCGGCGGCCCGGUCCCUGCACGCUGAGGAGGCCGGGUCGCCUUCCCUGGGAGACCUUUCUUUCAUCUGCAGCUGCUCUGCUCAGCUGCUCUGGGAGCAGCCUCAGCAGCCCUGCAGCGGCCCUAGCCUUAGCGGGGAGACCUGCGGGGUGAGGAGGGCAGGUGUCCCGGCCCCAGGAGGAGGAGAAGGAAGAGGAGGGGACUGUGGGUCCCAACCCCUGUGUCCUCUCAGGGGAGGCUUCUGGCCACCGCUGAUCAUCUGGACCAUGGGGGUCCUGGGAUGCCACCCAUUCUGGUCCCACUGCGGGCUGCGGCUCCUGCUGCUGCUACUUGGGGUGCUCCUGCCAGGCCUGGCACUGCCACCCAUCCGCUAUUCCCACGCGGGCAUCUGCCCCAACGACAUGAACCCCAACCUCUGGGUGGAUGCGCAGAGCACCUGCAAGCGGGAGUGCGAGGCGGACCAGGAGUGUGAGACCUAUGAGAAAUGCUGCCCCAACGUGUGCGGGACCAGGAGCUGCGUGGCGGCCCGCUACAUGGAUGUGCGGGGCAGGAAGGGCCCAGUGGGGAUGCCCAAGGAGGCCACGUGCGACCACUUCAUGUGCCCGCAGCAGGGUUCAGAAUGCGACAUCUGGGACGGGCAGCCCGUGUGCAAGUGCAAAGACCGCUGCGAGAAGGAGCCCAGCUUCACCUGCGCCUCGGAUGGCCUCACCUACUACAACCGCUGCUACAUGGACGCGGAGGCCUGCUCCAAGGGCAUCACGCUGGCCGUCGUCACCUGCCGCUACCACUUCACCUGGCCCAACACCAGCCCCCCACCACCGGAGACCACCGUGCACCCCACCACGGCCUCCCCGGAGACCCCUGGGCUAGACCUGGCGGCCCCGGCCCUGCUCAACCACCCGGCGCACCAGUCAGUGACCGUGGGCGAGACGGUGAGCUUCCUGUGCGACGUGGCGGGCCGGCCACGGCCCGAGAUCACCUGGGAGAAGCAGCUGGAGGACAGGGAGAAUGUGGUCAUGGGGCCCAACCACGUGCGGGGCAAUGUGGUGGUCACCAACAUCGCGCAGCUGGUCAUCUACAACGCGCAGCCCCAGGACGCCGGCAUCUACACCUGCACCGCCCGGAACACCGCCGGGGUCCUGCGAGCCGACUUCCCACUGUCGGUGGUCAGGGGCAGCCCGGCGGCCGCCCCGUCUGAGAGCAGUGGCCCCAACGGCACAGCCUUCCCGGCGGCCGAGUGCCUGAAGCCACCCGACAGCGAAGACUGCGGUGAGGAGCAGACGCGCUGGCACUUCGACCCCCAGACCAACAGCUGCCUGACCUUCACCUUCGGCCACUGCCACCGCAACCUGAACCACUUCGAGACCUACGAGGCGUGCGCGCUGGCCUGCAUGCGGGGCCCGCUGGCCGUGUGCAGCCUGCCCGCCCUGCAGGGCCCCUGCAGGGCCUACGCGCCGCGCUGGGCCUACAACAGCCAGACCGGCCAGUGCCAGUCCUUUGUGUACGGCGGCUGCGAUGGCAACGGGAACAACUUCCAGAGCCGCGAGGCCUGCGAGGAGUCCUGCCCCUUCCCCCGGGGGAACCAGCGCUGUCCCCCCUGCAAGCCGCGCCAGAAACUGGUCACCAGCUUCUGCCGCAGCGACUUCGUCAUCCUGGGCCGGGUCUCGGAGUUGACCGAGGAGCCUGACAUGGGCCGCGCCCUGGUGACCGUGGACGAGGUCCUCAAGGACGAGAAGAUGGGCCUCAAGUUCCUGGGCCGGGAGCCGCUGGAGGUCACCCUGCUGCAGGUCGACUGGGCCUGCCCGUGCCCCAACGUGACGGUGGGCGACACGCCACUGAUCAUCAUGGGCGAGGUGGAGGGCGGCAUGGCCAUGCUGCGGCCUGACAGCUUCGUGGGCCCCUCGGGUGCCCGGCGGGUCAGGAAGCUCCGCGAGGUCUUGCACAAGAAGACUUGUGACGUCCUCAAGGAGUUCCCGGGCCUGCACUGAGGCCGCCACCGGCCCCGCCUCUCCCACCCCACCACCCUGCACGCCCAGGGUCACAGACCCGGGGAGAUCGGAUGAGACAGCUGCAGGCCUCAGGGACACUGGUCCACCAAGGGGCUGGGAACCACCUUUAGUCUGUGGGGUCAGUGUUUCUUUUCCAGCUGAGGGGGACACAGGAGAAGUCACCAGACACUUGAGGGCUGCUGCUGACCACCAGGCCUCUGCCUCCCCGGCUCCCCAGCCUGGGCUCCAGAGAUGGCUGGCUGGCUGGCCGGGAGCAGAGGACUCGGGCCACAGCGGGGCUUGGCUUAUGGGAGGGACGCGGUGCCCACCACCUCCUGGCUGCCUGAGCAGGGGCUGUGCAGGUCAGGGGAUGAAUACUUCCUGGGUGCCGCUGGGCAGGGGGACAUUGGAGAGCUGUCACUGCCCAGCUCCCUAAGCCUGCAACAGAGCCCUGGUCCCCAGGUUUCCCUGGGCCGCGGAACCAUCGGGUGGGUGAUGGGCUUGCAAGGGUGGGAGGCGACCCCAGUCGGUACCGGAGGGCUAGAGGGAGGGGUAAUGGAGGAAUCGCAGCCCGGGGAUGGAAGGAGGAAGGCUGCUCUCUGCUUCCACCUGGCGGCCGCGCUGCAGCGCAGCAACCUGGGAGGAGGUGCAGGUGGGGCUCAGCCGCACAGCAAAGGGGCCAGCAGCCUCCUGGUGGCUUCUUUUGUGUUUCCAAACUCUUGCGUGGGCCUCUCAGCAGAGGAUUUGGGAAUUCCUGUCAACUCGGUAUCUGACCCAAAAUACGCUCCCCAGCCCUUUGCCCCAUCCAGCACCCCCAGAGCUCAGGAAGGCCACAGUUUGGCGCUCCUCACCCCCCCCCCUUCCUCAGUGUAAGGAGGAAGCUGCUCAUUAAAAGCUCCAGCAUCAAUG
Messenger RNA from Cavia porcellus (domestic guinea pig), 3158 nucleotides. RefSeq names its product WAP, follistatin/kazal, immunoglobulin, kunitz and netrin domain containing 2 (gene Wfikkn2). The record is from RefSeq and is a predicted model, not a curated record. The transcript has 2 exons. Gene Ontology annotation, biological process: transforming growth factor beta receptor signaling pathway. Gene Ontology annotation, molecular function: transforming growth factor beta binding; receptor antagonist activity; serine-type endopeptidase inhibitor activity. Gene Ontology annotation, cellular component: extracellular region. Bases 528 to 2249 code for a protein of 573 amino acids. Lineage: Eukaryota; Metazoa; Chordata; Mammalia; Rodentia; Caviidae.